Molecule: messenger RNA, 1715 nt
Organism: Haliotis rubra (blacklip abalone)
Lineage: Eukaryota; Metazoa; Mollusca; Gastropoda; Lepetellida; Haliotidae
Product: phosphatidylinositol-glycan biosynthesis class X protein-like
Exons: 6
Coding region: 516-1265 (249 amino acids)
Biological process (GO): GPI anchor biosynthetic process
Cellular component (GO): endoplasmic reticulum membrane
Source: RefSeq, a predicted model, not a curated record
AUGUGAAAUUUGUGCUCUAGAUUGCUCAUCAGUUCCUCUAUAGUACGAGGUUUUAGAGUGACGAGUUAUCUUUUCUCCUAUUUGAUGAAAAUUAUCAUUUGAUAUCACUUUCAAUAAUCAGCAUGUUAAACCGAAUGAUAAAGUGUAGUUCAAGUAUACUGACACAAAUGUUACAACUAGCUGUCAUGGAAAAAAUGGGGGAGGGGUAUGGGGUGUUUGAAACGUUUGGACAAAAGUUGCAUCCAAGAUUAUUGCCAUUAUUGCACUUGUGUGGCUUUUCCCAUUAGUUCAAACAUAUGCUGGUUUAAUGUGCUAGCAUGCCGAGGUACCAUGUCACAGUUAAUACUACUCAGACACAUUAUAUACUGACUGUGCCAACCAGUCAUUCUGAGGCUUCUUUCCAUCCCCAUAAUGUCAAUAAGUGCCAGACAGGGUAACAACAAACACCAUCUUUGGUAUGACAGGGAUAUUCCACUCUCUGGGCAGACAGUUUCAUCACUACACCACAGAAGCAGAUGUGUUGUAUCACCCCAGCAGUAUUGACAGUCCUUGCAUCAAGCGUACUCUGCCUGACAUCAGCAAGUCGGAGGAUUGGAACACCCUAUCUAGAACGACAUCUGCACAAAAAAGGCUUUCACAGGGACCUGAGUACGACAGUAGAGUGGCUGGUGAACCCUCACAACCGAGGGGACAUAAAUCACUGCAUGAUUCUGCUGCUGGAGAAGCUCCCCCCGGGCGUCUAUGUGGACCCCUUCCAGCUCUCAGCCAUGCUUCAGUUUGGGGGACCAAAGGUUUUAGUUGAUGCAGCUGUUAACAUAGAGAAGCCUGCCCACCUUUCACCCCCACACACGCUUCAUGUGUACACUGAGCUGAAGACCGUCACAGACAAUGAUGAAGGGUUCAGCCUGGCAGCAUCAGUCACUCUCCCCAUCCAUCUCCGUUAUCAGCCCCCUACACACGAGACCAGCGUCACUCAUGUAGAUCUUGUCAUCAGCAACCCUCGCAUGUUCACAAACUGUUCUAUCAAAGAGUCCGUGGCCUUGUUACAGGCUCCGUGUGAUUACACCAACACCUCUCAAUGUCUCUGGCAUGAGCAUCACUACCUGGCUGAACAGGACAGUGUGGCAUGCAGGGUUCCAGUGGGGAACACAAGUUAUCUGCCCCUGGUGGUGGCCGUGACAUUACUUGUGACUGGUCUUGGUUGUCUGUUCAUAGUAUACGUAGUCAUGACAAAACAACCUCAAACCAAACUGAAGACAUCAUGAAUACACGAAUGAAGAUAUCAUAAUGAGCUAGCCUGAUAACCCGACUGAAACCCUGGACAUUAGCGUAUCAGCUAUGACAAAAGAAGCUGUUGGGGACAGCACCUGUGAUGAGAUGACGCUCUGCAAGUCUUGAUAUAUGCAUCUGUAACUGUUACAUUUGUGUUGAACUCUGACUUAUCCUCCUGAAAGACAGAUGAACAUAGCCUGUGUAUUCUCGCUGUUACUUGCAUGAAAUGCUGGCAUUCUUGUCACUGUUUGAGAAUGGUGGUUUCACUUCACUGUCAAAACUAAUUGUGCUGUUAGAACUAUGAACUGUUUACAGUCAACUCUUGACACUGACCUCCAGUACAAGUGUUGGUCAAGAUAAAUGGAAACUAUAUUUAUGAUCUGAUCUAUCUUGGAAAUAAGAAGUAUUUUUUGGACAAGUGUAUAUAAAUGAUAUACAAAUGA